ACCUUAUCUUGAAGCCAUAAUCUCCAACUCUUUCAUUUGGUUGUUUUAAAGCAAGCAAGGUAAUUUGAGAACCAAAAAACUACACAUGCAACAACAUGCACCACACCACACUUCAAAUGAAAAGUCUUCCCAUUUCUUCAUGGCCAAUAUUUAUGCCAUCACCAUUGCCAUCUUCUCUUGCAAAUCACAAUUACUCAAGCUUGUGUUUUUAUUCCCUCAAAGAUUUGGAUUUGAGAAAAAGAGGCACAACAGUUUUGUGCUCAGCAAGGAGGCAAAUUAGAUACCAAGAUGAAAAUGAAGAUAGAGAUGAAGAAGAGUAUGGUCACAAUGAAGAGAUUACAAAGUUGGAGAUUUAUACUCAGUCAGCAAAAGGAGAAGCACUUCUUGUACAUGCACUUGUGGACCAAGAGGAAGUAGAAUUGCUUAUCUUCAAGGGGUUCUCUUCAUGCUUGAGUUACAGUACCUCACCAGAUCCAACAAGAAGCAUUGUUCCAGCGAGGGCAGUGAUAGUGUCCAUAGAUAGAGUGAAAGGACCUUUUGAUCCUUCAAAUAUAGAGUAUCUGCAAAAGGGUGUAACAUGGGAAGAAUUCAAGACUAAAUUUCUCUCUAAUUAAGGAGCAUGUUAUUUUGUUCUUAUUUUUUCUCCAAGAUGAAAUAAUAGUUUUUGUUUUAUUUUUUAA
Vigna angularis (adzuki bean) is the source of this 680-nucleotide messenger RNA. RefSeq lists its product as uncharacterized. Lineage: Eukaryota; Viridiplantae; Streptophyta; Magnoliopsida; Fabales; Fabaceae. The record is from RefSeq and is a predicted model, not a curated record. The transcript has 2 exons. Bases 96 to 614 code for a protein of 172 amino acids. Gene Ontology annotation, cellular component: chloroplast.